UCCUUUCCCUGGGCUGCAGCCCGUCCACUUCACCAAACUGACACAUCUGCUUCAUCAGACUUGAGAGCCAACCCUGACAAGGGGAAGUUAGCUCCAUUUCUGUGAAUCCUUGUCAGUGCGUGUAAUUCUUACUCGCUCCAAUACUCUGCUGGGCUGUUUUGCUGGCUGUUGGUAGAUGAAGUGAAAUGUACCCAGUGUUCACUUCAGCGAUAAUUUUACUUAAGUCAUUCCUGAGUUGCAUGUAAAGAUAAUCCUGAGAAUGUGACCUCUGUUUUGUUUGAGGCAUCUUCUCUGUGUCUUCAAAUGCUGUAAGGCCAUUAGCAAGCUGUCCAUCUUAAAGUUUAAGUCAGGUACAAGAAUAAGCCGUUACUUUAACUUGAACGUGCCUUCUGUGGAGGUCUGGAGGUUACUGAAGAUUUUUAUAUUUUUUGGAUGGUUUCUUCAAGAGUAGAACGGCAUUUUCGGUUACAAAAUCUCCCAUCUCGUCUCCCUUCCUUCUUGCACUGAAAGCAAGCUUGUACUGCAUUUCUAAAUAACACCUCAAUCUCAAGAAAGCUGAUUCUUUGUAAGAUUUUAUGCUAUUGGUAGACUUAAAUGAGCAUCGUUACACGUGGGCAGCUUAGCAGAUAUCAGCUUCUAGUUGCUGUUGAAAGCCAAAUAACUCCAUUCUGCUGAAGAGAAUAAAUCUCUGAAGUUAAUGCAAUUCUCAUGUAUACAUCAGAGUACCAUUAUACUGCAUAAUGAACUGCAAUAUAUAUUACAAUAGCCAGUAUUAAAAUCUUAAGUUCUAUGAAUUUUUGAUAAGUCGAUAAGUUAACAUUUUAAGGCUCUGAGGUUUUUCUGAAGUUUUCCUUUGGGGUUUCUUGCUUUCCAUUGUUUCAGCUCUUUUCAGUAAUUUUAAGUCUAUAACUUUUAAGUUAUUUUCAGUUUUUGUUUUAAUGAAACUUGGAAAGAAUAACUAGGGCAGAUGUAAAAAGAAUUCCCCUUAUAGUGGUAAUUUAUUUCCCUGAAUAUUUCUCUAUACAAACUCCUGGAAAUGAGGCUUGCCAGAUGUGAACUGUUUAUGUGAUGCUUUUUGUGUUUUUGUGCCACUUAAAGCUGAGAACGUGGACGCAGAUAUUGCUGUGCAUCACACAUUUUAGCCUUAGUGAAAUAGAGAAUCAGAGAAUCACACUUAAUAGAUGAUGUUGAGAGCUGAAAAUCACCUAGCUUCCCUUUUUAAUUCUAAAAUUCUGAACUGAAGGGCUCUUCAGUGUAAAGAUAAAUGCUGAAAAAAAAAUCUAGUGAUAAUUUCUACUUCCCACUGUGUUCAGUAAUGCUUCUCUUCAAAGCAGAUGUAAGUAAUUAUGAAGACUUUUGCUUCAUAAAAACCUUCUAACAUGUUUAAAAGGACAUUCACUGAAGUUAAAUUUGCUAACCCUGACCUUUCUCACCUGCCUUGCCAGUCAGAGAAGAGAUCUGCUAUUCCAAAAGAUAGUUCAGAUGUGAGAUUAGACUUCUAUCUGGAUCACUGUUUUAUAUGGGAAUAAUUUGCAGGUGUAGUUAUAUAUGGAAAUUUCAAACUUAGCACAUGAGAAGGUCAGAAUAUGGGAUGGCAGAUGUCAAUGUUGUUUUGGCUGACAACAGCCACUGAAUACAUGCUAGGAUUAGAGCUACCAGAUGACUAAAUCACAACUGAGAUUUUCAGUGGACAUUGUAAUGUUGGCAUCAAUUUUACAAGUAAGGACUAUUGUCUAAUGCUUUAUUGUUUUUAUUGUUGCUUUUCCUUGCAAUUGAUCUGAUGCCGCUUUUGUCUUCCAUAUUCCUAACUGAUAUUUCUUACAGAUUAAGAUGGUUUAGGCAAAGAACCUGAUAAGGACUACUUCUUAUACACUAAACAGCAUAUGAGAGGCAUUACCUGUGACUACGAGCUUGAAUUUCCCAUGCAGCUCACAUCAUCAUUGAUUUGGACCCCCAGAUUCCUAGGACUGGAGCUGUAAGAAGUGGUUCUUUUGAAAUGGUCUCUACUCUGAUUAAACACAACUGCAGGAUCCACCAGCCAUGUGUAAAACGUUGGUCUGCAAUGCAUGAAGCUGCAAAACAGGGACGCAAAGAUAUUGUUUCUCUUCUUCUGAAGAACGGUGGAAAUGUGAACCUUAAGGAUGGGUAUGGAGUAACACCAUUAGGUGUUGCUGCUGAAUAUGGUCACUGCGAUGUGCUGGAGCAUCUCAUUCAUAAAGGUGGUGAUGUCCAGGCCUUAGCAGAUGAUGGUUCAUCAAUACUAUUUGAAGCGGCAGGAGGAGGAAAUCCAGACUGCAUAUCGCUUCUUCUGGAAUAUGGAGGAAGUGGCAAUGUGCCCAAUAAGGCAGGACUGCUUCCCAUACAUAAGGCAGCUUAUGAGGGGCAUUACCUGGUCCUGAAGUAUCUCAUUCCAGUCACAUCCCAAACUGCAAUCCAGAAAAGUGGGAUAAGCCCUGUUCACUCAGCUGCAGAUGGCCAAAAUUCACAGUGCCUAGAGCUCCUUAUUGAAAAUGAUUUUGAUGUCAAUACUGUCUUGGAUGAUCAUAUCUCAAAUAGUUAUGAUGAUGAAAGGAAAACUGCACUCUAUUUUGCUGUUUCUAACAAUGACAUUCUUUGCACUGAAAUAUUACUGAAAGCUGGUGCAAAUCCGAACAAGGAUCCUUUGAACUGUCUUCUUGUGGCAAUAAGAGGUGGUAACCAUGAAAUAGUAAGGCUGCUUCUAUCUUACGGAGCAAAUGUCAAUUGUUACUUUAUGAUGGUUAAUGAUACGCAUUUUCCCAGUGCCAUCCAGUAUGCCUUGAAUGAUGAGGUGAUGCUAAGGCUGUUACUGAAUCAUGGAUACAAUGUGGAGUUGUGCUUUGACUGUAUGCAUCAAGAUGUCUUCGGAAAUUCUUUUGUGUGGUCAACUCCAGAGGAAGAGAUUCUCCCAGGGUGGACUUCUUCUGUAAUAAGGGAUAAUCCAUUCUGUGACUUCAUCUCUGUUCCGUGGUUGAAACACUUAGCAGGAAAAGUUGUUCGUAUUUUUAUAGAUUACAUGGAUUAUGUUCCACUAUGCACAAAAAUUAAGUUUGUUCUAGAAACACAGAAGGAAUGGACAGAGAUACGUCAGAUAUUGGACAAUCCUCGCCCAUUGAAACAUCUGUGUCGCCUGAAGAUACGUAAACUCAUGGGGCUGUGGAGACUGCAGAAGCUGUCAUCCAUGAAGAAGUUUCCACUUCCACCAGUUCUCCGGAACUACAUCCUAUAUAAAGAAUAUGAUCUGUAUGGAAAAGAGAUACAUUUAGAAUAGUUUUUAAUAAUAACUGUGCACUAUUUUAAUUUCUUUUCUAUUUUCUACUGUCUGAAGAUUUGCUUGAUGAUUCUAUGAUUCUAUGUUUUAUAUAUGUUCACAACAUUCUGCUAUGUAUUGUAAUUAGUUCUUUGAUGGGCACAAAUUUUUCUUCAAACCUAGUAUGUUUUAACACAAGAUUGUACUUUUCAAAUCUAGGCUAAAAUCACAAUAAGGGCACUAUAAUAAUUAUGUAGAAAAGAAUCACUCUAAAUGGGAAUGUGGAUGAAUAAAAGACAAAAGAUUUUCCUGGUAGUCUUCCCUGUGAGGAUGAUAAAUGCACACUCAGUUUGUGGCAUGAGUUUAUGUAGAAAAGAGAAGAAAUGCCUAAUAUAACUUGGUAAGGAAAAUUAAACCUCUAAAUGCAGUUCUCUGACAUGUAAUUGGCAGGAAAUACAUCACAUUUCGUAUCUGGAAAAUCAUUAUUCUAUUAUAAAAUUCUCCAAACACUUCAAAGAGUCUUUUUAGCUAUUUUUACCAAUCAGUGUUCCCAGGUACAUCUACUUGUCAGUACAGUAUGUCAGCGUAGAAAGUUUUAAUGCCCAGCAAAGAUUGAGGGAUGUCAGGCUUCUUUAAAAAAAGAGUAGAUCUUGACUGGCAAACCAAGCAGGAAAUCAAGUAGCUUUUCCCCUUAGUUGAGAAAUGGUACAAUAUCAUAAUUUAAUCAUGAUUCCUACAGAGAUUUGUCAGUUCAUUUCUCAACCAGACUAAACAAGACCCUUAGUCACAUACUGCGAUAUACUUGGCAGCAUGUUUCUGUGCGUGCCCAGAAUAAAACACAUCUGACUAAAUAUCCUUUAUAUUAUCCCAUUAAAAGUGGAUUGCACUUGUUCUUUUGCUACGCAUACACACACACACACAAGAUCAGCCGAAGCAUCCUUCUGCCCCAUUCCUUAGGCUGGCAUUCCAUGUUCUCCAGAGUGUGUGCUUGGUGUAUAUAACUUAACACCUCAAUCAGAAUUGAAAAAUUCCACUCCCCAAAGCAGACGUAUCAGUCAUUUGUGGGUCUGUCCUUUCUCACAAUAUAUUUACAGGAUAAAAUGGAAGAAGUGAAGAUUAUUGGUCAAGGACACGAAGAGUGUUAUAAAAGAAGGCUUAGUUGUUGCUUCUGCUCUCACUAGAGCUAAUCCUCAUCUGAAUUUCCAAGACCCAUCCUCUGUUGCUUUGCCAGACAUUUUUACUAGGAUAAAGAGAAAGAAUUCGGUUAUUUGUGUGAAAUCUCUUGGUAUCUGGCUGACACACUGAGCCACUGCCAGCAGGAUGUCCCAGGUGGUGGAUGGCUCCACACAUGGCCUGAGGCCGAACACGCAGUGAAACCAUCAUGGCUGUCCGCAGGCAAGGCUCCCCAGGCCAACUUAUCUUGGGCACACCAAUCUGUGAGCUGGUUUCACUGUGUGGGGAUUUCUAAACAGAAAUAUGGGCUUAAUAAGACUUAAAUAGUGGUAGUUUCGGUGAAUCCAGUGACCACAACGUGCGGAUCUGAACGGUCACAUAUUUGAUACCAUACACUGCAACCAGUGAAGGAAACAUGAUCAAAUGGGCUUUAGAUGGGAGGCUUAAGACCCCUUCUGUGGUGAGAGCCAAAUUCCAUUAGUAAUUCUAGUUCAUAGACCAAGGUUUAUAUUUAGGGCUGUAUACACGCCUCAGGCAAUAGUUACAUUGCCUCUGGCAUCAAAGCAUUCAGCUCUAGGGCAAAGUAUUGCCUGAAAUGUUUAAAAUAUCAUGGACUGCUCCAUAAAAUAUCAUUAGGUAAGUUAAAAGACCUUAUUGUGCUUAUCUUAUUAACGAUGUAUCUGGGCCAUUUUUGUUAUUUGUCAUCCUGUUGCCACAAUACUGUGGCAUAAUCCUGUGUUAAAGUUUUUCUUUCCCUCAACAUUGAAGAUGCCAGUUUAUCAAAGACUUCCUCCUCCCCUCAGCCCUUAAAGGAGAUUUAACAUUAUAGCGAAGCAUCCGGAAUGCCUCCAAGGCACCUGUGGUCUGAAUGGAGAAGCAAGGGGCAAAACUGUGUUUUAAAUGGAAUAUGAGAAGAGAUAUAUGGAUACAGAAAGGAAACUAUUUAGUUUGUGCCAUGCUUUUGGCAAGUUAGGAAUUGAACACAAGCCUUUUGAUUCCUGUGUUUUAGAUCGAGAGCACUGAACGUUUGUGGGGUUGAAUAUGUGUUAGUGAGAGCAGGAAAUGUGUGAAGAGAAGUGAGGGCAGCAGCCCCAGCUGAGAGAAGAGAUUGCUAAGAAAAAAACAACUCCUUUUCCUCUCUAUUUGGAUACUGAUUGAACCUUUGUAGAGCUGGAUUUUCAUUUUCUCUGCUAUUUGGGUGUGUCUCAUUGGGUGUUCCAUCCCAGUCCAAUUCCAUAGCAUGUCUACCCUAUGGGCAACACUGGCUAGAUGUAAAUAAAUGUCCUAGUUUUGAUUCAGGCAUGCUCUGGGGUAGGGACUCUGAUCAGCUGGGGGCAAUGCUUGAAAGCAGUGAUAUCAUUUGGACUCUGUUUCUCUUAAAAUCUGACAGAAACAGCUGCACCAGGCUGAUCAGAUCUCUGAGGAGCCAGGCAUUCAACUGUGGUUACAUCAGCCUUUCCAGCACCAGUGAGAUGGACUUUGUAGCUGUGUUUUCAUAGCUUGGUGUAGGACCAAACCACAGCCAUGAGUUAUAGGACUAGCUAUUGCCUUUAGAGCCCAUAAUGUUGCUUAUGCCUUCUGUAAAACUUCCAUGCACUGGCUACCAUCUAAUCUUGGAUGCUGGCAGGGCAGAUCCUUGCUCUGCAUAUCAAGUGGGGGACAGUUUUACUGUUUCUGUGCAGGUGUCAGUGUUCUGGCUUGGGCUCUCCGUGCCUGAGCUGCCUUUGCUCAGAUCAUUUCUGAUAGCAUGCGAGCCAUGCAUGGAGAAACUGUCACAAUGUAGUGCUCUUCUGUGUCUACCUUUGGUUAGGUAAAGGGAUUUUCCUAACCCUCAUUUGAGGUAGAAAAAGGCUUCUAAAAUAGCCAACCACUUAGCUAUGGUUUGCGUGGGGGAAAAGUGGUGUAAACUCAUGAGCGCGUAUCUCUGUAGUAGAACAGGUCUCACCUCUUUAGGUUUUUCCAGAACUCCCUUUAAUAUGAACCUGGUCAUCAGUCUCUUUACCUCUGUCUUCUUCUGUGUAGCCAGCUCUCUGCUGUACUCAGCCACAACUAUAGUCUGCCUGUUGAGUCAGUCCAUUUAAAGCCUUCUUCCCACUUUCUUAUUUUGUUAUUCAUAUGAUCCCUGAUAGAUCUUUGCUCAAAGAAGUUGAUAUUAGGAAAAGUAAUACCAGCCAAAGUAAAUUUCAGCCUUAAUGGCUCUAUUCUGUCUAGUUCUCUGCCUUCCUUUCCACUGGAAAUCAUUUGUUUAGGAUUCAGGAAUUAAAAAUGGAAUGUUGUCAUCCAAGUUUUCUACCUUUCGGAGUCUUUUUU
Molecule: messenger RNA, 6751 nt
Organism: Lagopus muta (rock ptarmigan)
Lineage: Eukaryota; Metazoa; Chordata; Aves; Galliformes; Phasianidae
Gene: ASB15
Product: ankyrin repeat and SOCS box containing 15
Exons: 6
Coding region: 1997-3289 (430 amino acids)
Biological process (GO): intracellular signal transduction
Cellular component (GO): cytoplasm
Molecular function (GO): protein binding
Source: RefSeq, a predicted model, not a curated record